AUGGACAAUGAAACAAUCCUUGCAUAUGUGGAAAAGAUUGCUAUCACUGAAACCAACAUUGCAACCGUAACAGCAGUGAUAACGGAUGAUUGGUCACAAUGGAAGUGGGAUGAUGCAAUUGUAAAAUUUUUUGAAAAUUCGACUAAUAGCAGCAUUAGUGGCAAUGAUGGUUUUAAUGUCACGCCAAUAACAACUUCCACAAAUUCAACACUUCAAAAUUUUUUCAAUACAAUAAACGAUUGGAAUAUUUUUGAAGAAAUCCCAUGGUUUAUAUGGAUUUUGAUCGGUGCCGGUACAUCAGUAAUUCUUGUUGUUUUAAUAACUAUUAUUAUUUAUCUGGCACUCAGUAAGAAUAGAAAAUCCAGGAGAAGCAAUGGAAGUGAUCGGGGAAACGCUGAUUCUUCUGAUAACAUAUCACAAUUUAUGUGGCCCAGGUGGAUGUUAUGUUGUCCGAAAUCAAUUUUCGACAGACAGGAGAAUCUCCGAAUGAUGCGUCAGAAUUCCGCAAGUAACUUAGAUCCAUAUCGAAGACCGCCACUACCUCCUCUCAACAAUAAAGAUAUCAGUGAAAUUUCAGACGACGAAUUUCGUAGUAACUUUUUGCUCUCUCGACAUAUGGAAUCGCUGAAUAUGAUAGAACCGCAUUUGAAUGCACUACCGGCAAAAGCAGAACAUAUGUUGAUUUUAUCUGAUGCUCAAGAUGGAAGUAGUAGUCAUUUAUUCACAAUCAAUAUGACGGGUAAUCGGGGAGUACCGGUAGUACAAAAUGAUCGAAGAGAGCCGCUUCCGGUAUUAUCACCUGAUUGUUUCAAUCACCUGUAA
Messenger RNA from Brugia malayi, 822 nucleotides. RefSeq lists its product as uncharacterized. The coding region runs from base 1 to 822 and encodes 273 amino acids. The transcript has 5 exons. The record is from RefSeq and is a predicted model, not a curated record. Lineage: Eukaryota; Metazoa; Nematoda; Chromadorea; Rhabditida; Onchocercidae.